Messenger RNA from Anguilla anguilla (European eel), 1893 nucleotides. Its product is annotated as putative protein TPRXL. The record is from RefSeq and is a predicted model, not a curated record. Lineage: Eukaryota; Metazoa; Chordata; Actinopteri; Anguilliformes; Anguillidae. The transcript has a single exon. The annotation marks the transcript as partial.
AUUAGUACAAUAGGGCCAUCUGUAUUAGUAUCCACUUCCUCAACUGCAUCCUCUACUUCACCUGUACUUCUACUUCACCUGCAUCCUCCUCAUCACCUACACCCUUCCUCAUCUGCUUCCUCUACCUCAACUGCAUCCUCUACUUCACCUGCAUCCUCUUCCUCACCUGCAUACACUUCUGCACCUGUAUCUUCCUCAUCAUCUGCAUCUUCAACCUCACCUGCAUCCACUCCCUCACUUGCAUCCUUUAUCUCACCUGCAUCCCCUACCUCACCUCAUCCUCCUCAUCACCUGCAUCCUUUUCCUCACCUACAUCCUCUUCCUCACCUCAUCCUCCUCAUCGCCUGCAUACUUUUCCUUACCUGCAUCCUUUUCCUCACCUACAUCCUCUUCCUCACCUGUAUACUCUUCUGCACCUGUAUCUUCCUCAUCAUCUGCAUCCCCUACCUCACCUGCAUCCACUCUCUCACUUGCAUCCUUUAUCUCACCUGCAUCCCCUACCUCACCUCAUCCUCCUCAUCACCUGCAUUCUUUUCCUCACCUACAUCCUCUUCCUCACCUGCAUCAUUUUCCUCAACUAUAUCCCCUACCUCACCUGCAUCCUCCUCAUCACCUGCAUCCUUUUCCUCACCUGCAUCCUCUUCCUCACCUGCAUCCUCGUCCUCACCUACUACCUCUUCCUCGCCUGCAUCCUCUACCUCACCUGCAUCCUCUUUCUCACCUACAUCCUCUAUUUUCCCCACAUCCUCUACCUCACCUACAUCAUCGUCCUCACCUGCAUCCUCUACCUCACCUAAAUCCCCUACCUCACCUGCAUCCUCCUCAUCACCUGCAUCCUCUUCCUCACCUCUGUCCGUCCGUCAGUCCGGAUUAAUGUUAUAGGCAUAGAUUGUGUAAAGAUAAGUUCCCUGUCCAUAUAAUUUGUUGGUAUGUUACGUUAAGAUUACACUUAUUGAUUAUUAAAUGGGCCUUCUGUGCCUUCAUGUAGAUACCACAUGCUUGCAUUCUGCCGAUGAACACUGAUGUUCUCCACUUCUACAAAUCGCUCUAGAUAAGAGUGCCUGCUGAGGGACUGUUAUGUAAUGUGUAUAAAUGUGGAGACAUUGAGGGUACACACUGUAAGGCAGAAGUAGAUGAGCUAUGAUGUAAUGUGCAUAAAUGUGGAGACUUUGAGGGUAUGCACUGUAAGGCAGAAGUAGAUGAGAUAUGAUGUAACGUGCAUAAAUGUAGAGACUUCGAGGGUACGCACUGUAAGGCAGAAGUAGAUGAGCUAUGAUGUAAUGUGUAUAAAUGUGAAGACAUUGAGGGUACGCACUGUAAGGCAGAAGUAGAUGAGCUAUGAUGUAAUGUGCAUAAAUGUGGAGACUUCGACGGUAUGCACUGUAAGGCAGAAGUAGAUGAGCUAUGAUGUAAUGUGCAUAAAUGUGGAGACUUCAAGGGUACGCACUGUAAGGCAGAAGUGGAUGAGCUGUGAUGUAAUGUGUAUAAAUGUGGAGACAUUUCAACAUAGAUGUGCCUACUGUAUGUUGUUAUAUUCAGCUGUCAACAUUCAAUAUUUAUGUCCAUAGUCCUCCUCUUCUUUCCUUUUUUUUGAAAAUGUGUGUAAUGUGAGGCUGUUUGCCAGUGGGAUUUCAAUAGUUGCAGUUUGAACCAUUGAGCAGCAACAAAUUAGACUCGUUUAUAAACUAAACCAGUGAAAAUAAAACUCUAUCGUAAUGGGACUUGGGCUUCUGCUUUUGCAGGCAGUUCAUUUACAAUGUUACAAUGUGUUAUAAUGUCUUGCAGCUACUGGCUUUGGGAAGACUACCAAUAGUUUAUCUUCACUCAGAUAAAUAUGGAAUUAACCAUAAAAUGUAUGUCUUAAUAAAUUCAAAUGGCCAAUGUGUGACAGAA